Molecule: messenger RNA, 6473 nt
Organism: Myodes glareolus (Bank vole)
Lineage: Eukaryota; Metazoa; Chordata; Mammalia; Rodentia; Cricetidae
Gene: Gcnt4
Product: glucosaminyl (N-acetyl) transferase 4
Cellular component (GO): membrane
Molecular function (GO): acetylglucosaminyltransferase activity
Source: RefSeq, a predicted model, not a curated record
ACACAAACAGAAGGGCCUCCUACACCACUGGUUUGUUUGUUUUUGUCUUGUAUAUUUGGGAUGAAUAUGCAGUCUUGUACAUGCUAGACUCAUGCCCUGCCAGUAAGCUCCACCCCAGCUGCUGCUAAACCUCUUGGGAUAUGACGGUCUUCCUUAUUUCUGUGAUGAGAAGACAAAACAAAAAACAAACAAAAAACAGGCAAAAAAAAAAACCACAAAAGUACCUAGUGGUGAUGGAGUUGUCUAAUAUUUGAAGCAAAUCUCCCCUGUGCAGGAGUCAGGCUUGUCGCCUCUGUUCUCUUAGGAUCUUUGCAGGGCCUAAAUAUUGAAUCUGUGUCGCAUGAUCAGUAGCAUGUAGCUGCGUGCAAUGGGAGUCUUAUGUGGCAAGGGAGAUCCAUAAGGAAAGGAAGAGCAGAGAGGGAAAACUGACAGACUGUUACCAGCUGUGAGAACAGGACGAAGGCGAGGGAGUUGGCCUCAGGUGGUGGGUGGAGUGGGAAAAUGACCAGGGGAAAAAGACGGGCGAGCACAGCAGGCUUUGCGUGGUUUCCACAGGAAGCAGGGCGCUUGCUCAUUUUGUGUGGGAACUUUGUCUCCUAAACUUAAGAAGUACUUGUUUUUAUUUUAUGUUGUGAAUGCACAUAUGUAUACCACAUGCCUGCCUGAUGCCCACAGAGGCCAGAAGAGGGCUCCAGAUCCCUGGAACUGGAGUUGCAGGUGGUACACGGAUGUGGAGACGCUGGGAACGGGACCCGGGUCCUCCACAAGAGCAGUCAAUGCUCUUAACCACUGAACCAAAUCUUCAGUCUGCUUGUCUCCUGCUUUUAAGAGUAUGAAAGCUAAAGAAAUCUUGCCCCUCUGAUUGUCAAGUGCAUUAGGUCCCAAAGAGUGGCAUUUGAUGGCGGUGUGCUGUGUCCUAAACAUGACUGCUCCUAACUACUAUUUCUUGUACUUGCUGUCCUCUCUGCUAUCUAGGUUUUACCUUUGUCUUCUAAUCUAGAAAGGGAAGUUAAAUGUGGUUGUCCUUUUGACCAAGAUCUCCCAAUUGCACUUAGGCUUGUCCCAUCAGCCUGUCUGGUGUCUUGGAUGGGUUAUGCUGUGUGGGAACUCUGGUGACAGGCCAGUGAUGUGUGGGUGGUGAAAGAAUUCAAGACAAGGCAAAACAAAGACAGGAAUAGAAUUUAUUAGAUACACCCUGGCGUAAGUAUAGCGAGCAAGACAGUAGAGAGACACUCUCUACACAAAGGCGUUCUAGGGACUAUAGUUAUAUGUGGAUUCUAUUGAAGCCGGGUGUCAACGAGACUGUGCCCUUGUUAUUUAGGGCUUAUCGGGUGGAUGUCUGUGUGGGGCUCAUAUCUGGAUGUGUCAUUAUUUUGCUUUCUGGUGUGGGUUAUCUCUCCAUGGGAUUGGCUGUCUGUGUCAUGAGUCACUAAGGGUCUAACUCCUGACGGACUGAGCAGCUCAUUAAAGCCUAGGACUCUCUGCAGUGUGUUCUGAAGGUCGAAAACAGAUUGCAGCUAACACACUCAUUAAAGCUAACCCUUUCUGGUCCUACGGGGGAGGGGGUAGCAGGGGGCCUUGCUCUGUGCCACGGCCUGUUUUGAGAAAGCAGCCCUGUUCUGUGGUUAGAAGAGUUUGGCAUAGCCAUUCAUCCCAGAAUUACAGCCACAGCUUAGACCUGUUUCAGGGGUCAGCAAGCCUUGUUGUUUCUCCUGGUGGUCUGCAAAAUGGAGAAGACCCAGGACUAAGCAGCGCAUGGUGGGGGAAGUGGGGAAGCAGCUAUGGCAGACCCUUGGCAACGGCACAGAAAGCACACCAAGUUUCCCUUCCUUCCUUCUGCUUGCCUGUAUGGAGGUGGCACAGCUGAGAGGCUAGGCUGACUGCAUCCACCCCACAUUCCACCCUGGCAGAGUAGGGCCUGGCUCUUCCCAGGCACCAUCCUGCCCUCCCUCCACUGCCAAAUUCGGAGACUUGGAGCAGAUGGGUCCAAACAGAGUUGUGGGAUGGUACACAGAACGGACAUGGUUUAGGCUGCCAAGACUAGACAAAAUACGGGGGAUGCGGCUAAGGAUUUGGCAAAGCCGAAGGAAGAGUGUGGGAUGGAACGAGAGAACCUGAGAAAGGAUCCUAAGAAAGUCAACACCACGGCAAGAAAAAGACCCAUGAAAGACAUUUCCAAAUGUCAUCUACCAACAUGUCUGUAAAUCUUGUCUCUGCUAUCCGUGAUGCUUGGUCUCGGUCUCCCACUGACUGAACUGAGGAGGUCAUCUGAACUGGUGAAAGUGGACGCAUCUCCAGAAAGGAUCGACGUGGGGGGCAAUGGCACAGCUUCCGGGCGGGCAACACCUUGGUCCUCCCAGAUGAAGGGGCCCAGGUCAGAGCAGGGCUCUAUCUGUUCCUCUCUCCCCUAAACAAGUGCAGCUUUUGCUGCUGUAAUCUCUGCUGCUUCCAGACUCCAGCCUCUUGGACUUUCUUCAGCCGCUCUUCAGGGCACAUCCAGUCUCCCAGCCAGACCAGGACUGUUGAAGUGUUUUCCUGGACCGGAACGUUCCCAGGCUCUCCGGCUUGCAAACGGCCAUCAAUAACUACUUCACCCCCCUUACUUGAAAGACUCCGGAAGAGGCACUGCAGGCAGAAUAGUGCUCUAAAGAAGCCGUGUAGAGAAUGACUUUCACGUCCGGCGUUUCCACUGAAGCCCCUGUUCUUGCUGCUCUGCAGAAUGAAGAUAUUCAGAUGUUGCUAUAAAUACACACUCCAGCAAAAGCUCUUCGUCCUCUUCUUAACGCUAUGGCUGCUCUCCUUGUUAAAGCUUCUAAAUGUGGGCCGGCUCCUCUUCCCUCAAAGAGACAUUUACUUAGUUGAAUAUUCCCUAAGUACCUCCCCUUUUGUGAGGAACAGGUUCCCCCCUAUCCAGGAUGAAGCCAGGUAUGAAGUUAACUGCUCGGGGAUCUAUGAGCAGGAGCCUUUGGAGAUCGGCAAGAGUUUGGAAAUCCGAAGACAAAACAUCAUCGACCUGGAGGAUGGUGAUGUUGUGGCGUUGACCAGCGACUGUGAUGUUUAUCAGACCCUCAGACGGUACCAUGAGAAGCUUGUUUCGAGAGAGGAAAAGAGCUUCCCCAUAGCCUACUCGCUGGUUGUCCACAAAGAUGCGAUUAUGGUUGAGAGGCUAAUUCACGCCAUUUACAACAAGCACAAUCUUUACUGCAUCCAUUAUGACCUGAAGUCACCAGACGAGUUCAAAAUCGCCAUGAACAACUUAGCUAGGUGCUUCUCCAAUAUCUUCAUCGCGUCCAGACUGGAGGCUGUGGAGUACGCCCACAUUUCCAGGCUGCAGGCUGACUUGAAUUGCCUAUCAGACCUACUCAAAUCUUCAGUUCGGUGGAAGUAUGUCAUCAACCUGUGUGGGCAAGACUUUCCCCUCAAGUCCAACUUCGAAUUAGUGUCGGAGCUGAAAAAACUCCAAGGCCAGAAUAUGUUAGAGACGGUGAAACCUCCUACUGGCAAAAUGGAAAGGUUCACGUACCAUCAUGAGCUCAGACCGGUGCCUUAUGAAUACAUGAAGCUCCCAGUAAGGACAAACAUCUCCAAGGAGGCUCCACCUCAUAACAUUGAGGUGUUUGUAGGCAGUGCCUACUUUGUUUUAAGUCAAGCAUUUGUUAAAUAUAUCUUUAACAGUUCCCUCGUUGAAGACUUUUUUGCCUGGUCUAAAGAUACAUACUCUCCUGAUGAACACUUUUGGGCUACCUUGACCCGGAUACCAGGAAUACCUGGAGAAAUUUCAAGAUCGGCCCAGGAUGUGUCUGACCUACAGAGUAAGACCCGCCUGGUCAAAUGGAAUUAUUAUGAAGGCUUCUUCUAUCCCAAUUGCACUGGCUCGCACCUUCGAAGUGUGUGUAUCUACGGCGCUGCAGAAUUACGGUGGCUUAUAAAGGAAGGGCAUUGGUUUGCUAAUAAAUUUGAUUCUAAAGUGGAUCCCGUCUUGGUUAAAUGUCUAGCAGAAAAACUUGAAGAACAACAGAGAAAGCUGACUACUUUGUCUUCACAAAAGCUCAUCACAGGUAGAAAACCCAAAGUCAUACGCUAUCGUAAGAGCACCAUGGAGCUGGGAAUGUCUAAUACAAAGAGUUAAGAUGGAAUUGUGGACCCAAGCCGUGCCCAACACCAUCGGAACUUAAUGCUUUCCGAGGUUGAACCUUCUCUAGAAUUCCAUGCAUGGACUUUGAGCCUGCAGUUGGUUGGUUUUUAAAUGCUGGUUUUGCUUGUUCUCUUACUAAGUCAGAGAUCUUAAAUGUUUAGUGACAUCAUGUUUAUUGAGCACCUGACAGUGCACGGGCACUUUAUGGAAAGACGUGCAGGAAUUAAAUUCAAGUCGUAGUGAAGUGUGCCCUCGGGAAGCAGUGCUCACCCUCCUAACGUGGCAACUGUAGUGUUUUCAUGUUUCCCAUGUGGCAAUGAGGGUGCUAUUGGAGAGGACUGUGGAGUAUGUGCUAAUAUCAGCCACUAGCCUCUGAUAGGGUGUGAGUGCGAGGCCAGCUCUCUACCUGUUUCUUAGCCCAGCAACCGAGACUCAUUUGAACUGUUAGACUAAUAGGAUUCCACUACCUCAGAGAAACGCAAAGAAUUGUCUGGUCGCCUGCUUGCCAAAGUGUAACUUACCUUUCGGUGCCUCACUUUUUGAUUCAGGGCGGACGGGAUGCUGCUGGUGUGAUAUUCGUCGGGUAUGAUUGCCUGAGAAGGCAGAGGGUUGGGCGGUAGGUGGGUUGGGACAGGUAAUGUCCGAAGAGGAGCAAAGGGCCUCUUUACUCAUCUUUUGCACAAUGGUGUCAUGAAUGACUGUCUUUUUAACUCAUUUGUUCUUUAAAGCACACAUACUAAUGAAAAUCAAACUGACUACUAGUUCAAAAUGUCACCCAGCAGAACCCCAGGCCUAAGCUAGGUUGAUAGGUUGUCAUUGUGGGUGUGAUGGCGUCUUUGCCACAAUGGCACGCUCCUGAUGGACUUGCUAGUUCUGUCUUACAUAACUAAGCCAGGGAGUUAUGGUGAUUGCUUACACAUUUUUCUUUUUCAGCAAAAAGGAAUCCAAAUUCAAUUCAAAAUGAUAAACACUCCAAGUUAGUAUAGCGUUUUUCUCAACCCAGCACCAAAGGGGGUAUUUUUUUUUAUUUUACAAAUACUAGCACUUAAGACAAUCAUUUAACGCGUACACACAGAUAAGUUUCAGAGGAACUGGAGGGUGUCCUGGCAGUUAAGAGCUCUUAACUGCUGCUCUUGCAGAAGACCCAAUACCAGGUGGCUCACAACUGCCUGUAACUCCAGCUCUAGAGAAUACAGUGCCCUCUUCUGGCCUCCAAGGGCACCUAUGCCCAUCUGCAUACACACACACACACACACACACACACACACACACACACACACACACACACAUAAAGAUAAAUUAUACGUUUUUAUUGAGUUUGAGUUUUGCAGAGAACUUGCCCAGGUCUGUGGGUGGGUGAGGCCUGAAGGAGCUAUCCUUCCGCUCUCCCUGGUCUUCUGUGCACUGAGCACACGGAUACUUGCGGCUUCCUCACAGGUUUUUGUGCAACUCCAGGGAAAUGCCACAUACAGCGGAGAGAAACGUUGAAAUAUCAGUGUGGUGUGAGGAUAAGACAAGCGCAGGUCCCAGCUCCGCUGUGAGACUUACAGAGAGGCCUCUGCCGUGAGGGAACCUCUGUCACCAAAUUCAGGUCUGAGAAAAAGCCCUGCCAGGGCAUGGGAGUUUCUUCUACAGCCAGUAGCAUUGACAUGCUGGCUGACUGGUUUACACAGGGAAUGAGGAUGAGAGAUACUUCACUAGCCAUCCAGGGUCAAACUCCAAAGGUCUUGGAAGAAAACGAAACAAACAAACAAACAAAAAACAAUCCCUUUUUGUCUUUAUGACUUUGGUCAAACAGAAUGUAAGUACAACAGAAGAGAAGCAACUACGUGGCCCCUUGUCUUUCUGAAGAGAAAGGCCCGCUUCCUGUUUAUUAGAAAGUGGACGUGGUCAGACAAAGAUGUGGCAAUGCCUUCCUUUCUCUGGGGACAUGCUUCUCUGAACCCAGAAACAUUAGCUGCUCAUGUUUUGGGGAGCUUGCCAAAGCACAGGCUCUUGUCUUGGGAACCCUGCAGGUUCCCUGUUCGCCUUCAGAACUGAUUCUUACAAAAACCUUUAGCUAUACAAGCCCGUCCCCAAUCUGAGACUGUUCAACACUGCUUUGUAAUUGUUCUUUGUAGAGUAUUUAUUGAAUUUAAACUCUAAUUUACUCCAAGAUGAGAGUUUACAAAUUAUGUGUGAAUAUUUGAAGAAUAAUGAAAGCCGUCACAAUAUAUUAUGUGAACAAGCUACUGUACCAUAGAUGUGUGUGUGUGUACUGAAAAGCCAGAAUUGCUAUUUUUGUUUUACCUAUCUUAAAUAAAAAUGUCAUUGAAAGUUAAAAUUUCAGGGCUGGAGA